UAAACAGUGUGAUGUGGUUGAGUCUGAGAGCUACCUCCGAAACUUCAUGCAGCGAAUUUUUCCAGUCUCAACUUAAAACGUUUACGAUUUGCAUGCACUAGCGUGUCACUUAUUUAGUGGUGACUAAAUUUACUUGAGAAUAUCCAUUUUUCUCUCAGUGCACUAGUGCUCAAUUCUUAUUGGUAAAUUUUAAAUCUGAGCUCUUGGAUUCAAUUCGCGAAUCCGCUCUUUGCUUCUCUAGUUCGCCGCUUGCGUAGGAUUUGGUGUACACCUGAUUAUUUCGCUGUCUUGACAGUUUUUAAUCCUCAAUUAAACCAGCAUGGCCGAUCAAUUAACAGAAGAACAAAUUGCCGAAUUCAAAGAGGCAUUUUCCCUUUUUGAUAAGGAUGGCGAUGGUACGAUCACAACUAAGGAGUUAGGAACUGUAAUGAGGUCUUUAGGUCAAAAUCCAACAGAAGCUGAGCUUCAAGAUAUGAUCAAUGAAGUUGAUGCUGAUGGAAAUGGAACAAUCGAUUUCCCAGAAUUUUUAACUAUGAUGGCUCGAAAGAUGAAGGACACAGAUAGUGAAGAAGAAAUUAGGGAAGCCUUCAGGGUUUUCGAUAAAGAUGGUAAUGGCUUUAUCAGUGCGGCAGAAUUGCGUCAUGUAAUGACAAAUCUUGGAGAAAAGCUAACGGAUGAAGAAGUAGAUGAAAUGAUUAGGGAAGCUGAUAUUGAUGGAGACGGUCAAGUGAAUUAUGAAGAAUUCGUAACCAUGAUGACGUCAAAAUGAUUCUAGCAUGGUGAUUCCUGUAAAUUUUUUUCUUGCUUUCCAAACUUAUGUAUGUUGUCCAGCUAGUUUUGAAAGUUCUGUUGUGAAUGUUACCUCUGUAAAGACACUUUUGUACCAUAUUCCAUCAGUGCAUAUUGGCAUUGGUGUUAUAUAUCAUACGUCAAUGUGCUGUUAGACUUGUCCUGUGCUUUUGUACAUUUCCAACUUUCAUUAAAAUUUAGACUCCA
This is a messenger RNA of Argiope bruennichi, 996 nucleotides long. Its product is annotated as calmodulin. Gene Ontology annotation, molecular function: enzyme regulator activity; calcium ion binding. The transcript has 5 exons. NCBI's taxonomy places the organism in Eukaryota, Metazoa, Arthropoda, Arachnida, Araneae, Araneidae. Bases 320 to 769 code for a protein of 149 amino acids. The record is from RefSeq and is a predicted model, not a curated record.